Cololabis saira (Pacific saury) is the source of this 2267-nucleotide messenger RNA. Its product is annotated as macrophage-expressed gene 1 protein-like. The transcript has 2 exons. The record is from RefSeq and is a predicted model, not a curated record. The coding region runs from base 1 to 2121 and encodes 706 amino acids. Lineage: Eukaryota; Metazoa; Chordata; Actinopteri; Beloniformes; Belonidae. Gene Ontology annotation, biological process: defense response to bacterium.
AUGAAGCUCGCUACGACGCUGCUGGCUCUCUGGUGCCUGCAGGCCUGCGCCUCGGCCCCGGGGAGCCGCCCGGACAACGGGCUCAGGCAGUGUCGCGCCUCCACCAACCUGAGCAUCACCGCUCUGGAGGUGCUGCCGGGCGGCGGCUGGGACAAUCUCCGCAACAUGGACAUGGGUCGAGUCGUGAACCUCAGCUAUUCCCAGUGUCAGACCAGCGAGGACGGGCUCUACCUCAUCCCAGAUGAGGUGUUUGUUAUCCCGCACAAGGAGACCGGCAUCGAGACCAACUCGGAGAUAAUCAGCUCCUGGCUGGACCAGAAGAGUUGUACCUCUAACAGUAUAAAUGCUGACAUAUCAAUUGGCUUGGGUAAUGUAAAGUUGAAUGGAAAGUUUUCUUUUGAGAACAUGAGGAUGAAAACUCAUCAGGUCCAGGACUCUUCAACUGCAACUAGAGUGCAGGUCCGCAACUUCAUCUACACAGUUAAGGCCUACCCAGAUUUUACUCUGGAUUCACGCUUCGCGUUUCAAGUUAAAGAUAUAGCUGAUGCAAUUGAGAACAACCAGACAAAGAAUGCAGAUUAUCUGUCAGAGAGGCUGGUCCUGGAUUACGGAACUCAUGUCAUCACGAGUAUCAGUGCCGGGGCUUCUUUGGUACAGGAAGACUACCUCCGCUCUUCAUACGUGUCCGACGGUAGCUCAGACAGUACCACUGUCAAAGCCUUAGCUGGAUUCAACUUUUUUGACAAGAUCAAGUUUGAGAUAAGCAGCCAGAAUAACCAACAGAGUUCAUCACUCCAGACAUACCAGUCCAACAUUCAAUACUCACUUAUGCAAAGCCAUGGGGGAAUUACUUUUUAUCCUGGUAUCACUCUGCAGAAGUGGCAGGAAAACACCAGGAACAAUCUGGUUGCUAUCGACCGCUCAGGAUUUCCCCUCCACUACUUCAUACACUCAAGAUCUUUACCUGAUCUGCCAGAACCCACAGUAAAAAAAGUGGCUCAUACCUUGAGUCGGGCCAUAGAUCGCUACUACCAGGUCAACACCCGCCCUGGAUGUGUGGACAUUAGCUCGGACAACUACAACUUCCAGGCCAACGUUGAUGACCAGUCCUGUGUGGGUCCGGACACCAACCUCAGUUUUGGGGGCGUCUACCAGGAGUGUGUUGCACUCAGCUCAGAUGCAGGUCCACUUUGUGAUAAAUUGACUCAGAAAAACCUCGACACAGGAAAUUUCUCCUGUCGCUCACCUUACUCCCCAACCUUGCUGCGCUCAGAGGAGAUACAGCAGAGUUACACGUCUUACGACUGCCAUACGGAGAGUUAUAAAUGUGGAUUUUUGUGGUUGAAAACUUGCCAUAGAAAGCUGUGCCAGCACGUGUACCAUGUUGGCUCUGCUCGUAUCAGGACCAACUGGUGCUCUAUGGAUGGAAAAGGCCCAGCCAACUCGGGUUACCUGUUUGGAGGAAUCUAUAGCCCCUCACUUCUGAACCCCCUCACCAAAGCUAAAAGCUGUCCCGCAAACUUCAUUGCAGUAAAAUUUCUCUCAGAUGGUCUAAUGAUGUGUGUGAGUAACGACUAUGAGGUCGGAAGCAAAUACGCAGUCCCAUUUGGAGGGCUCUUUAGCUGUGAGGCAAACAACCCCCUGGCCAACAACCAACGCAGAUGCCCUCCCAAGUUCAGUCAACACCUCGCUACAGUGAGCGACGGAUGUGAAAUUCUUUACUGUGUCCAGUCCGGACUGUUCACAGGUGGGGACCUGCUACCGAUCCGCCUGCCUCCGUUCACUGAACCCGCACUUGUCAGCAUGCAACUCACCAACACGGUGAUGGUGAUGACCGAGGGAGAUAAGAGCUGGGUCAGAGUGGGGCAGACCAAAGCAUGGAAACUUGUCAAGCCAGAAGAAAUGAAGGACAUCAUGCAACAGAUUUACCCAGAAUUAAAUCAGAUGUCAAGUGGGGAAAAGGCAGGGGUAGCAUUUGGAGUGAUAGGUAUAAUGGCUCUGAUUGCCAUAGUGGGUGUGAUUGUAAUGAGGAAGAGAAGGGGGAUGUCUGGAUUGAGGAGAGGUAGUUAUGUGGAAAUACAGCAGGAAGUGGAAAGGCAGACAUACCAAGAUGAAGCUUAAAAACAGCUUAGACCGUAGGGGCUUGGCCGCCAUAGACAUAAUAUGAGAGAUUAUGUUUUAAACUUCCUCAUUGAUCGCAGCACUAUUAAUCCGUAAAAUAGAACAUUUUCAUAUGAUUAAAGGCUUAUCAUGAUUCAUGAUACUUG